Paramecium sonneborni is the source of this 1274-nucleotide messenger RNA. NCBI's taxonomy places the organism in Eukaryota, Ciliophora, Oligohymenophorea, Peniculida, Parameciidae. The record is from the annotation of a GenBank genome assembly.
AUGCAACAAAAUUAUGCAGAAUCAUUAUUUUCAUAUUUUUCAUAGGUGGCAAACUAAUUAUAAGCAGGUCCAAAAAUUAUUGAAGAAGUUGUAGAUUUGUAUGAAGAAAGAGCAAAUUUAGAAGAAAAAUAUGCAAAAUCUCUAGAUAAAUUAGUGGCUAAUAUAGCUAAAUUAGAUGAAAAAUCAUAGUAAUUUUAUUAAAUGAUUAAUAGAAUGUAUAAGGUCCCUAUAUUUUGUUUAAAAAGUCUCACAAUUAGUAGAUAAUAUUAAGCUUAGAGUUUAUGCUCUCAAAUAAGAGAGGAUCUAAUUAUUUAACUUAAUAAGUGAUUUAACAAUAAAAUACAACUUCAAAAAAAUUAAUUGAAGAAGCUAAGAAAAUGGAAAAAGAGAAUUUAGUAUUAAAUCAAGAAUUUAAGAAAGUAUUCAUUUAAUCUAUUUUUAUAGAAUUUUUAAGAAUAUAAAUAAAAAAAAAGAGAAUAUGAAUAGUAUGCAACAAUUUUAGUUGUUUAUAAUUUAUUAUCUGAAUAUUCAUAAAAAAAAAGAAUCAAUUAAUAUUAUAAAGUGAAUUAAAUACAAUAAGAAUACUUUGAUCUUGAAUAAAAAUAUUAAUAAUCUGUAAAUGAUUAUAAUUAAAAUUGUGAAAUUUCUAAAACUAAAAUGCAAGAAAUAUUAAAUACUAUGCAAGAAUAGGAAGAAAAAAGAAUCGGAAUGUUUUAGGAUAGUCUAAUAAAAUAAAUUGUAAAUUAAUAAUUUAAUUGUAGAUUUUUGAAGUAUCGCAUUCAAAAAAUGUUUAGUAUGAUUUAGAGAAAAUUACAGAAGUAAUUAAUGAUAUCAUAACAAAAGAUGAAGUUGCUAAAUUUAUUGCUAAUAUUAAAUAAGAAGGUCCUAAUCUAUUUGAAAAAUCAGAUGUUAUCCAUCUUACUUCUUUUAUUAGCAAUAGUUUACAAAAAUUCUUUUAAAAAGAGUUUGAUGAAUUAUUAACUUUGAAUAAUGAUGAAAAAGUGAUGAAUAUAAUUACAAAUGUUGAAGCAGGGUUUGAUUUAAAGCCUGAAGAUCAAAAACAAUAGGAAACAUAUUAUGCAGCUAAAUUAGUAUAUGAUUGUUGGAAAGAAGAAGAUAUAUAAUAAUAGAUGUUUUAAGAAGUUAAAAAAAAAACAAAAGAUAAUUAUUAAUUAAGAAUGUUAAUAAUUGUUGCUAUUUAAAACAAAAGAUUUAAUACAUAAUUUAAAUUUAAACCAAUUGCUUUUUAAAAUGUUCUUAAAUUAUUCAAUUGA